UUUAUUUAAUCAUAUUUCUAUAUUACAAUAACUAAGAAUGUGUGUUUCAUGUAAUAGCUGCGAUCAACCACUCUCCAUCUCUCUGUGGAAUGACUUGACAGAAGCAAGGUACUUCGACGGAUUAAAAAACUGGGCAGAUUCGUUCCAAGUCAUAGGAUUUAGAGCACUCAAACCAUAUACUCGUCGUGGAUUUUCAAUGAACUCAAGUAUGUCUACUCGCAUAAUAUAUGAACCUAAGGGAGAACGCGCACGUGUACUGCAAGACUGGGUAAAACUCUUCCAUCAGAAAAUAGUUGACAGACAGGCAAUGUUAUUAGAUGUUAGAUACCCAUGUGAAAACAAAAAUAUAGUCUCAAUUGCUGAUCUGAAGCGAAGAAAUCCAAGCAACACCAUGCAAGAAGAGAUUCUUUGGAUUGAAGUGACUAUUCAAAAUGCUGACUUAGAGAAGGUGAACGCAUAUACAGGAUGUUCUAAUUGCUCAAAGCGCUCCAAUCUCCCAUUGCAGAAGCGUUUCUCGUGUUCUUCUUGUUCAAACAAAGAGAGUAUCUUCACAGAGAGAGCAACAUUUAAGUUCGAAGCUAGAGAUAACACAGGAAGUAUGGCAUUCACUACAUUCAACAAUGAUACAGAAAGACUAUUCAGAAAAACUGCUGCAGAAAUCUAUGCUAUAAAGGAAGAGGGUGAUUAUGACUCAUUCAAGACUAUUCAGAAUAUGCUUAGCAGCAUCCCAUUCUACAUUCAAGUAGGGCCAACUUUGCAUCUGGCUCAAAACAAUGUCCUAGAGUGGGCUCUCAAAUCUGUAGAGCUGAAAGAUGAUCCUAACACACAAGAGGUUACAGAUCAAACACAAGGAACAAAUGAAACACAAGUUCCUAAGAUCAUGACUGAGAUGCAAAGUUCUGAGCCAUUUAUUCCUACACCGAACCUGAAAAUCUCUUCAAUGAACCAUUUACAGCAAGAAACUUUUACUGAGGAGCCAGAAUCACCUCAGCAAACUUUUGAAAUGAACAAGCAAACAAAAUCUGCAGGGAAAAGGCCCAUGGAAACUAAAGCUGAGCAAGACACAUCACAGUUGCUGAGAUCACAACCUGCUGCAAAGAAAAAGCUUUGCUUUGGUGGAAUGUCUCCACAGAAGCGAACUAAAACUCAAGGCCACACCAAAUCUCUGGGAAGGGGUAAUGUUUAAGAUGCUGCUGAACUAACCGAAACUGAUCAGAAGCAAACCACACCUAUCACUGUGAAGACUGAAAAAAUCAAAAAACGCCUCAACUGAACCAGCCACUGAUGGUAAUAAGUACCUGAUGUAUAAAGCAUGUAUAUAGCAAAAUGAUCGAAUUUCCCUUAUCAGCUACCUAAAGAAGGCCAAGCAAUAUAUGUGGCAAGGUGAUCGACUAUCUAACAUCGGCUGCUUAAGGUGCAUUUCCUGCACACCUUUUGAAUAUUAAAUUUUUUGCUGCUCUCAAGUAUCUAGGCAGCCAUAGCUGUUUACUUUUGCUAUGUUAAAAACACAACUAUUCAGGUUUAUCUAGCAAAUGGCACAUUAGGUGCUUUAUGUUGUGUCUCUAGCAUCAUCUAAGGAUCAACUUUAAGUUUAUCCUUAUGGUUUUAUGUAUAUAGAAGAAGGAUGCUGUAGAAAGAUGUCUUUUGAGGGGUUUCCUAGAAACAAUGACUGUGGUUAUUGUUUCUAGCAAACACCAAGCUAAAACUUUGUCCUAUGUACUCCUAUUUAUAUAAAUAUAUA
Messenger RNA from Chenopodium quinoa (quinoa), 1741 nucleotides. RefSeq names its product replication protein A 70 kDa DNA-binding subunit B-like. The transcript is spliced from 6 exons. The record is from RefSeq and is a predicted model, not a curated record. Bases 38 to 1186 code for a protein of 382 amino acids. Lineage: Eukaryota; Viridiplantae; Streptophyta; Magnoliopsida; Caryophyllales; Amaranthaceae.